GUUCUCUGUAACCCUUUCAGAGGAAUGGGACAUGCUGGAUGUUGAUGAGGAUUGAGAGGUUAACUGGGGAGGGGAGUUUGAGCUGCUGGCGGGACCGUUGGGUCUGAGUGAGCGCCGGGUCGUCCCGGAGCCGUCCAGUUCCCCGACAGUGACCCCCUGGGGGCGUCCGUAGCCAUGGUGACCGCCACCAACAGCAUGGAGGAGACUCUGCUGCAGAUAGGCUGCCAGGGCGCGGUGGAGAACAGCUCCUCAGCCAGGGGGACUCUGGGUGAGCAGCAGCAGCUCUGGACAACCCCCAUGACAGGGUCAUGGCUCUGAGGAGAGUGACCUCUGCAGCGCAGGUUCUCCUGGCCAGGACCAUGGUGAUGAGAGCCCUGUCUCUACUCUCUGUCAGUGGUUCUAGCUGCAGCCUGGCAGCAGGGUUGGAGUCUCUUGGUCUGACAGACAUCAGGACCCUAGUCAGACUGAUGUGUCUGGCUGCAGCAGGGCGAGCCGGCCUCUCCACCAGCCCUACAGCUGAUCAGGGGCCUCAGAGCGGCCCGCGGGGCCACCAAGCCAGUAAACCUAUCUCCUGUCUGGCCUAUCUCAGUACGGCUGUGGGUUGUCUGGCCUCCAACAGCCCCAACGCUGCAGCUGCUGGUCCAUGA
Salvelinus sp. IW2-2015 is the source of this 647-nucleotide messenger RNA. Lineage: Eukaryota; Metazoa; Chordata; Actinopteri; Salmoniformes; Salmonidae. The record is from RefSeq and is a predicted model, not a curated record.